AUGGGUCGGAGACUCUUUUUUGCUCAACAAGAUGGAAUUGCCAAUGAGAGGUCCCUAACGCAACUGGCAAAGAGCGGCUAUAUCUUCGGCGCUCAUGCAGCUGAAGACGCCAUCCGAGAAAAAGAUAAAAGGAUACCCAAGACAAAGAAGAUGUAUCUCAGAGCUGUCCAGCAUUGGAUGAAAUUUGUUGAACACAAUGGAAUCAAGGGUUACCACAUUGGGCCCGGCUGUGCGACUCCAGAUCACACACUCAUCAAAGAAUUUCUUCGCUGGUACAGUCACCUUGCGCGAGGUACAAAAAGUAAAAAUGGACGGCCAGUGAUGACAUCGGUUCUCAACUGUGCGGAAAGGCUAUUUGGCGGAUUCGAAGAAAAUUUGGGAAUCAAAAUUGUGUCGGAAGACCGGAGCGAGAUCUUCAACUGGAUAAGGAGGACAUUGACAGCAAACGAAGGGACCAUUGAAAAUGUCGAGGAUCCAGAUCACAGCUUUACCAAGAAAGACUUCCUCCGAAUGAUAUCUUCUAUGUGGCAAGCGGACCAUCGCCGUUUCAUGCCCGGAUUGCUCAAGGCUGUCAUCAUGCUAGCCCUCCAAUUAUUUCUGUUCACUGGAGCAAGAAUUGGAGCUUUUAUCCCGGCCCACGAGGAUAGACACGAAAGAGGGCUUAGAUAUAAGGACAUAGUUCUGGUCCUGUUUCCAUCCACUACGGCACCUUGGAAGGUGGAGUGGAAAGUGAACCAAAAGUGGCUCAAAGGGAAUCGAAACCCAGAUUACGCAGUCACCCUCGCUGACCUAGAAAUAAGAUUUGGGAUUGGCAUUCGUGACACAAAGAGACCACAAUUCGCGUCUGGCUAUUUUCUCCUAGCUCUUGCCCUCCAACAUGGUGCUCUUUUUGGUAUCAAAACGGUGGAAGACUUGACCAAGUAUGAUCUUUCUAGUGGAAAGCCUAUUGAAUUACGCUGGAAAGAUGAGUAUCUGGAUAAGCCUGUUCUGAGGAAUGUCACAGCCGAUGGCCCACAAGACGUUCCACUCAAUAAAGAGCGGUUUUUUUCGGCCGUUCUCGGGGAGGAAGAACAAUCGAAUCACAUCGAGUACUUCCAAGGCUUCGAGAGGUUCUAUGAACAUGGAUACCCAGGGGAACUUCCAGCGAAGAUUGGGGCAAAUAUUUUGCAAACACCAGAACUAAUCGCUAUCAGCUGCCGAAUAGAACAACUUCAAGCCUCGAACAGCGAUAAAGACUCUUUAGCUACUGAGGGGCUGAAAUACAGAAAGUCUUUGCUCCGACAUCGCAUCGCAGGUCUAAAAGAUUACCAGAACCGCUGGGUACAAGAGAGACGAGAUCAAAGAAUUUUGAACAGGGGGACAGAGGAGCCAAUUAUCAGUGACAACGACGUCUCCACGCGGGCUCAAUCCUUGCUUAUGCCCGAAAUUGCCCGAAUCUCGACAUUGAUGUCAUCUGACAGAGAGCUUUCGUUCGACGAAAUGCUGAUUUUCGUGGACGAUCUCAAAGCUCACUGUGAACGCGAUUUUGACGUGGCUUAUCUCCCACAGGAAAGCCCCGUUCAUGGUCGCUGUCCAGCAAGAGAUUGCCUUGAAGAAAUUCAAUGCCUGCGUAAAACUGAGAGAAGCGCUCAUAUCCACAACUGUGUUCGACGUGAGAUUGCUUCGGAUCUUCAAGCGAGUCAAUGGCGAGACCACUGCUCUUCCCAUAUUCAGUCAUGGAAAGCACAGCACUGUGAAGUCAUUGUGUACCGCAAUACGGUGAUCCGACCUGGUUAUUGUCCUUUUUGUUUGUGGGACAAAAGCCUCGAUGCAGAAGACCGAUUACGCCAAUGGCUCAUAAGCGGCAAUCUGAAGCAACACAUCGAAGAGAAGCAUAUGCCUGGUGCGAAGCCAAUUUGUGGAUGUGGCCAAACUUUCGUCGAUGAACGCGGCCUUCGACAUCAUCUGCAUGAUACUCACAAGCUUAACAAAGCCAUCUGGUUCAACCCAAAGCUUCCGAGGAAAAGAAAGCGUCCCUCCAUGUCAGAAGCCCAAGUUCUUUCUACAGAGCUAGAAGAGCAGCCUCCGAAAAAACUUCGCUUCUAUCGUUAUCCACCUCCGCGUCACGAACACGAAUAUAAACUAUCGGAAACCCCUUUUCUGCCCACCCCGACGCUAGGUACAUUUAUCGAGGAGCGUCCAGAGCUGCUAUACUAUUCAGACGUCGGUGACAAGCCAAAGGAUGGCAGCAGAAGCGGCUCAGUAGUGUCUUGCUUCUCGGAAAAGUGUUCACCAUCCAGCUCGCAGCCAAUAGCCCCAGAUUCAGCGGAGGUUAUUGAUCCAAGAAUUCUCGAGCCCCUUUCUUACAGCAUAAGACAAGCAGCUCAGCCAAGAUGUCAGAUGUUCAUGGAAGGAUACUCACUUGAGUAUUCUUUGGAUGAGCAAGACAUAGAAAAAAUCCCACCUCGGAGGACUUUCGCGGCGUCUGAUUUACGCUUAGAAGAAAUCUCGCAAUCCGACGGUCAUGUGGCCAAGCAGCUGGCUUCGUUCAAGCGCUCUUCAAGUGAGGCUGAAGUCAAACCAGUAUCUUUCAACGACACGGAACAGUCAGGGCACACUUCGUCAAGCAUUGCCACUGGUGAAGAAAUGAACAACAUGAAUGUCUUGCAAGAAGUUUGCUCCAGCUCAAUGUCAGACAACAGUCGAUAUUCCGUUUCAGAGCGUGAAUGUGGGGAAUUUCCAACAAGUCACCAGAAAAUUAGCGACGAAAACAUACCCCAUGCCGAGGGUUUGGUCAUCGGCCUUCGCGGUCGUCACACCAGAGCCCCCCUAAAAGAAGGGCCUGCUUCGCAUCGUCCAAGUAACCUGACCAAAGAGAUGUUACGAAAGAAACUCAGUGCAAAAGACAAACGAAUGCUACGUGAACUGAAGAAUCAAAAUUUGACCCUGAGGCAGAUUGGAGUCAAUUUCCCGGAUGUUGACACAGCUUUGCUGCGGCAGACAUGGACGGACAUGGGUGCUUCUCGAAGAUGCACCAGGUCAAGGGCUAAGCAAAGGGGUGGUUGA
Messenger RNA from Penicillium maclennaniae, 3045 nucleotides. RefSeq lists its product as uncharacterized. The transcript is spliced from 8 exons. The record is from RefSeq and is a predicted model, not a curated record. The coding region runs from base 1 to 3045 and encodes 1014 amino acids. NCBI's taxonomy places the organism in Eukaryota, Fungi, Ascomycota, Eurotiomycetes, Eurotiales, Aspergillaceae.